Molecule: messenger RNA, 1044 nt
Organism: Suillus subaureus
Lineage: Eukaryota; Fungi; Basidiomycota; Agaricomycetes; Boletales; Suillaceae
Exons: 3
Coding region: 1-1044 (347 amino acids)
Source: RefSeq, a predicted model, not a curated record
AUGUCCUUCAAAGGCUUCAAGUAUGGAACGAAUCGUUUCAGUGUUCGUGGUUUCCUGGCAGCGAUUUUCCAUCCUUUCAUGAAUUGUCCUUCCGACGUCCCUGGUGUGUUCACCUCGGGAGACACUAAGAUCGACGUAGCACAAUGGCAGACGAUCCUCUUGGGAAGCGAUCUUUCUUCCCGAUGCGAGCUUGAACGCAUUGUCUACUGCAAAUGUACAGCCGGCAAAGAACAUGAAUUUUUACUCCUCCACUUUCGUCAUCCUAUACAACAAGACGCCGUCGCGAUCCUUGUUUUGGACCGUAUCCCAGGUACAGAUUGUACAGAGAACAAUAAUGGCUCGUCAAGACAGACUAUGCAGUCAUCAUACAUAAUCUCGCCAUCAGUCUCUCCAACCCCCGCUCGCGAUUCCAUAUUCACUACCCCAAACAACGGCUCUGCCAUCGAAACCUACCUAACCGGAACAUAUGACCGGUUCAAGCGCCUUUCUUACCUCGACUUCACCCCUUCCGCUCGUCCCUCAGCAAUUCAAGUAUCCGUUCUCUUGUCUGCUCUCAGCAAACAUUCCCCAACAUAUAAUCUGUACCAAUACCAGUGUUAUUGGUAUGCGCAUACUGUCUGGGAGUCCCUCAAAAGGCUCUUCCCUGACUGCCACGAGACGACGCAGAGCGGGGGGCGCUCUCGUUAUCUCGGGGUCAAGAUAGAGAAGGCAGACAGUCUGGAGGUGGUAUGCGAGCAGUACCACACCCAGUGGGCGCGCAUCGAGAAUGCGGCAGAGGAGAGGAGGAAAGCAAAGGAAGAUGAAGUGCGACAGUUGAGGAUGGAAGGACGGACUGAGGAACGGGCUCGAUGUCAAGCGGAGAUCGACCAAGCGACGAGGCAAAAGGAGGAAGCACUAAGGAAAGCAGAGGAAGCGGAGAGCAGAGCAGAGGAAGCGGAGAGGCAGAAAGAGGAAGCAGUAAGGGAAGCAGAGGAGCGGGUUAGAGCUGAAUGGCAAGCAGAAAUAGACCGAAUGCGAGCUCAGUACGAACGCCAGGCAGCGUGA